Molecule: messenger RNA, 864 nt
Organism: Diversispora eburnea
Lineage: Eukaryota; Fungi; Glomeromycota; Glomeromycetes; Diversisporales; Diversisporaceae
Source: the annotation of a GenBank genome assembly
CCUGGUUAUGUAUGUGAGUUAGAUAUGGAAGUUAUAAUUUACUCAACAUCAAGUGCAGCAAUUAAUGAAACUUGCAAAAAAAUAUUUGAUGUAAAGACGCGUUUUUCUGGACCAACACUUGGUAGUUCAGAUCAAGCGGAAUGGAAUUUUGCAGCGGAUUUUGAAAUUACCAAUACUAUAUUAGGAGCAUGGAGAUCAAUGAUACGAUAUCUUGAGUUUUGGACGUGUGCAGAAGAUCCAUCAAGUGAUCAUGCUUCAAUACUUUAUUUAUAUACAAAUAAUCUUCUAAAUAGUAUUCCAUACAAUCCAUUAGAGGCAAAAAUAUUCGUAAAGAAUCAAGAUCUUCAAAAUAAAGUUGAUCAGUUUUGGAAUUGUUUCAAUACUUCUAUCAAAAUGAACAAGUGUGGCUUGGAUAGUAAACAAAGAAUAUUAUCAGUAAUUGUCAAUGAUUUCGGGUGUCAUGGAAUGCAAGAAAAUUUGAAGAUUUCAAAUGAUUUGAUGAAUGCAGCAAGAAAAUAUUCACGAACCAAUGGACCUGGUUAUAAAGAUAAUGUUUCUAUGAGUUCUUACAAAGUUCAUUCAAAAACUAAUCUUUCAAUUCUUUAUUUAAAAGACAAUAAAGAAGCACUUUGGAAAAAGUAUGAAGUAACUUAUCCAGAUGGAAUUAAACAAACAUCAUUUAUGGCACAAUUGGAAAAUGGACAAUAUAUUUAUCGAAAUGAUCUAGGAGGCUUAUGUAGUAUUUGUAAUGAAUAUUUUUAUGAAGUUUUUGAUACAUUGAUUAGUUUAAUUCGAUUAAACAUUGCUAAUCAAGAAGAAAAAAAUAAAUUAAUUAUAGAAUUAGAAAAACUAUGUAUUAAUUAA